Knipowitschia caucasica is the source of this 2823-nucleotide messenger RNA. The record is from the annotation of a GenBank genome assembly. NCBI's taxonomy places the organism in Eukaryota, Metazoa, Chordata, Actinopteri, Gobiiformes, Gobiidae.
AUGGGUCUGAGGACAGCCCUGGUUCUUUCUGCACAUCUGCUGCUCACACUGCGUCUGCAAGUGGAGGCUCAGGCGCUGGUGUAUGACCUGCUGACCUCCCCAGACUGCCUGCCGGACCUCCUGCAGGGGGGUCUGGCGGAGCAGGGGGUGAACGAGGCGUUUAUUCUCACCUCCUUCAGACUUCAGCCAAAGACCGGCACCACCGUCUUCAGUCUGUUCAACCCCAGAGACAACAGCAAAUACUUUGAGUUCACGGUGAUGGGGAAACUCAACCGAGCGGUGCUGCGAUACCUGCGCAGUGACAAGAGGAUGAGCUCAGUGACCUUCAACAACCUGGUGCUGGCUGAUGGACAGUUGCACAAGCUGCUGUUCCAUCUGAAGGGGCUGCAGCAGCAGAGCCAGGCCGGGCUGGAGCUGCACCUGGACUGCAGACUCGUGGAGACCGUCAGGGACCUGCCCGCCGCCUUUCAGGGGCUCCCCGCUGGGUACGGCAUCGUGGACCUCAAGACCAUGCAGGCCCGGGACCAGGAAGGUAUCGAGGAGCUAAAGCUGGUCGUUGGUGACACGUUUGAGAGUGUGGCAUCGUUACAAGACUGUCAUUUUCAACAAAGAGAUGCAGUUCAAACUUUGGGAGUCAACACGAAGCAGUUGUCCAAUCAGAUGCUGGAGUUAACGAAGGUGAUUAACGAACUCAAAGACGUCCUCGUUCAGCAGGUUAAGGAGACUUCUUUUCUCCGCAACACCAUCUCAGAGUGUCAGGCUUGUGGACUGGGAGGUACUGAUAUCGUGAAGCCCAGGUGUGGUCCAGGCGUGUGUUUCCGUAAAGACAUGUGCAUGGAGACGGCGGAUGGCGUGGAGUGCGGCCCGUGUCCCGAUGGCUACACGGGAGACGGCUUCAACUGCGACGAUGUGGACGAGUGCCAAUUUAACCCGUGCUUCCCUGGAGUGAAGUGUGUGAACACAGCUCCGGGUUUCCGCUGUGACGUCUGUCCUCUGGGUUACUCUGGACACGAGCUGGAGGGAGUCGGCAUCGUGUUCGCUCAAACCAACAAACAGGUCUGCGAUGACGUCGACGAAUGCAAAGGACCUGAAAAUGGAGGAUGCACCCAAAAUUCACACUGCCACAACACUCAAGGCUCCUACCAGUGUGGCAGCUGCAAGACCGGCUUCACUGGAGAUCAAGUAAAAGGUUGUAAGCCUGAGAUAAGCUGCGGCAACAGUCUCACAAACCCGUGUGAUGUCAACGCUCUGUGUAACGUGGAGAGAGACGGAUCCAUAUCCUGCAAUUGUGGAAUUGGCUGGGCCGGUAAUGGAUACCUCUGUGGAAAGGAUACUGACAUUGAUGGAUACCCAGACGAAAAACUCAAAUGCAGGGACCAGUCUUGCAGAAAGGAUAACUGCAUCUUCGUUCCUAACUCCGGACAAGAAGACGCCGACAAGGACGGCAGCGGAGACGCAUGUGACAACGACGCAGAUGGAGACGGCAUUUUAAAUGAGCAGGACAACUGUUGGCUGAAGCCAAACGUGGACCAGAAGAACAGCGACAAAGACAAUCACGGAGACGCCUGUGACAACUGUGUCCGAGUGGAAAACCCGGAUCAAAGAGACACGGACAGAGACGGCCGCGGAGACGCCUGCGAUGACGACAUGGACGGAGACGGCUUGAAAAACUUCUUGGACAACUGCCAACUGGUGCCCAAUACGGACCAGGUGGACCGAGAUGGAGAUGGUGUGGGAGACGCGUGUGACAGCUGCCCUGACAUCUCCAAUCCCAACCAGUCUGAUGUUGACAACGACUUGGUGGGAGACUCCUGUGACACCAAUCAAGACAGCGAUGGAGACGGUCACCAGGACAGCAAGGAUAACUGUCCGCUCGUCAUCAAUAGCUCGCAGCUGGACACUGACAAAGACGGUUUGGGAGACGAGUGCGACGACGACGACGACAACGACGGAAUCCCAGACAGUAUUCCACCUGGUCCCGACAACUGCCGCCUGGUCCCGAACCCAGACCAGAUCGACGACAACAAUGACGGUGUUGGAGACGUGUGUGAGUCAGACUUUGACCAGGACAAAGUGAUUGACAGGAUUGAUAACUGCCCCGAGAACGCAGAGGUCACACUCACAGACUUCAGAGCUUAUCAGACCGUGGUCCUGGACCCAGAGGGAGACGCCCAGAUCGACCCCAACUGGGUCGUGCUGAACCAGGGAAUGGAGAUCGUGCAGACCAUGAACAGUGAUCCAGGGCUGGCUGUCGGCUACACGGCCUUCAGCGGCGUGGACUUCGAGGGGACGUUCCAUGUGAACACGGUGACUGACGAUGACUACGCUGGCUUCAUCUUCGGUUACCAGGACUCCUCCUCCUUCUACGUGGUCAUGUGGAAACAGACGGAGCAGACGUACUGGCAGGCCACGCCCUUCAGAGCGGUGGCAGAACCCGGCAUCCAGCUCAAGGCGGUGAAGUCCAGGACAGGACCAGGAGAGCAUUUAAGGAACUCCUUGUGGCACACGGGAGACACCAACGACCAGGUGCGACUGCUGUGGAAAGACCCCCGGAACGUCGGCUGGAAGGACAAGGUUUCCUAUCGCUGGUACCUGCAACAUCGGCCACAAGUCGGAUACAUCCGAGCUAGGUUUUAUGAAGGCACUGAGCUGGUGGCAGAUUCUGGUGUGACCAUCGACACCACCAUGAGAGGAGGGAGGCUCGGAGUCUUCUGUUUCUCUCAAGAAAAUAUAAUAUGGUCCAAUCUGAAAUACCGCUGUAACGACACGAUCCCAGAGGACUUCCAGGAGUUCAGCUCUCAACACGGAGGCGACUCAUUUUGA